Messenger RNA from Cotesia congregata, 1281 nucleotides. The record is from the annotation of a GenBank genome assembly. Lineage: Eukaryota; Metazoa; Arthropoda; Insecta; Hymenoptera; Braconidae.
AUGGCGGAUGUAAGAGAUAUUUUGGACAUUGAAAGUCCAGCUGCUGGAGAGCUAACCCGUGAAUCAAUCUUUGGCAAUAAAAAAACUGUCAAAAAAUAUGAUUACAAGGUAAAAAAACGUCCUGAGGGAAUGCACAGAGAAGUGUUUGCUUUGCUAUGCAAAGAUAACACUGAUGUUCCGCCAAUUUUUCCAACUGACACGGGGAAAGGGUACAAACAAGCGCGUGCUAAGCUUGGUAUGAAAAAAGUCCGUCAAUGGAAGUGGACACCGUUUACGAAUCCUGCACGGACUGACGGUGCUGAGUUUCAUCAUUGGAGGCGAGCUGCUGACACUAACAAGGAGUACCCGUUCGCUAAGUUUAACAAAAAAAUUCCUGUGCCGACGUACACCAACACGGAGUACAACCAGCACUUGACUGUCAACGGAUGGACUCGCGCAGAGACUGAUCACCUGUUUGAUUUGUGUCGUAGGUUUGAUUUAAGGUUUAUUGUCAUCCAGGACCGGUGGGACACCAGCAAAUACUCCCCGAGGACUGUCGAGGAUCUUAAGGAGAGAUAUUACCAAGUUUGCGGAGCGCUGACCAAAGCUAAGUCUUACUCUGAUAAAAUUUACGUCUUUGACGCGGAUCAUGAAAAGCGGCGCAAGGAGCAGCUGAAGAAAUUGUUUGAAAGAACGCCGGAGUUGGUCGGAGAGGAGCAGACUCUGCUGACCGAGUUGAGGAAAAUCGAGCAGAGAAAGAAGGAGCGCGAUCGCAAGACUCAGGAUCUCCAGAAGUUGAUCACUGCGGCUGAUCAUCAAGCUGACCCGAGGAAAAAUGAACGCAAGCAGGCUCUUAAGAAGACGACCACUACCUCGAGGAACAGGCCAAGUAAAUCUGAUACCGCUUACACGCAGAAACUCCAAGUUGUUGAGUCCGCGGGUAUCAAGUUCCCGGAUUUCAAAAAUAGUGGAGUCAGUUUAAGAGGACAAAGAUUGAAAUUGCCCAGCAGUUUGGGCCAAAAAAAGAUUAAAGUCAUUGAGACUAUGUUGAACGAACUGAAGAUGGACUUGAAUCCUCCGCCAACUGAAGAAAUUUGUCAGCAGUUCAAUGAAUUGAGGAGUGACAUUAUUCUGCACUUUGAACUCCAAGGAGCUCUUGUUACUUGCAAUUACGAAUUACAGUCACUGCGUCAUCAAUAUGAAGCCCUGGCACCCGGAAAAACCUUGACGAUUCCUGCAGCAUUGAUGCCUAAAAAUGAAGAGGUGAAAUCAGAAAUAAUCGAUGUUGUUGGGUGUAUAUAA